Molecule: messenger RNA, 2344 nt
Organism: Thermothielavioides terrestris NRRL 8126
Lineage: Eukaryota; Fungi; Ascomycota; Sordariomycetes; Sordariales; Chaetomiaceae
Exons: 4
Coding region: 310-2226 (638 amino acids)
Biological process (GO): peptidyl-serine phosphorylation; intracellular signal transduction
Molecular function (GO): protein serine/threonine kinase activity; ATP binding
Source: RefSeq, a predicted model, not a curated record
AUUUUCGGUUCAUCAAUCGCCGUGGGUCUUUCGCAUGCCCCCCAGCCUGCUGCUGCCCCUUGCCCCACCUCCACCUAAACACCCAACCAAACAGGCGGGGCGGUGACCUGAGUGUUGACAGCGGGCAGCCACGACCAGGCCUCGGGCUCUCCAAAAAGACCCCGGUCCGGAAUUGGAACCCAUCCGCUCUCUGCCCCCUUUCCGCGCGACACCAGCUCGACAUCGCCCGUUGACACCUGUGUCCGUAGCUCCCCCCUAAGGCACAGAGAUCACCCGCAAAUCUGAUUUCGAACUCUGCGCCUGGCCAAAAUGGACAACCAGGGCAACCGGCUGUACCUCAACUUCGGGAACAACAACGAGCGGCUGGCCGCAACGGACCGCACGUAUCCCACCACGCCUUCCACCUUCCCGCAGCCCGUCUUCCAGGGCCAGCCGGCGACACAGGGCGGCUCCCAGCAGCCCCAGGCCUACCAGCAGGGCUAUGCAUCAGCUGGCUACUUCCCGCCCAACAACCAGUACGGCAACCAGUACACCGCCCAGCUCGGCGCCCAGGCUGCCGACUACAGCUCCCAGGGCUACAGCCAGGCCCGGUCGACGACGCCCGGCGCCAACAAUGAUCCCAACACGGGGCUCGCCCACCAGUUCUCGCACCAGAAUCUCGGCGGCGGCCCCGGCAGACCAUCGCCCUAUGGCAGCGCCCGCGGUCCGUCCCCCGGCCAGCGUCCGCGGACAGCCGGGGCGCAGGGCCAGCAGGCCGGAUAUGCGAGUCACUUGAACGCACCGCCGGUGCCCACGCAGAACGCCCAGUCCGACUACUUUGCCCCGGCUCCUGAGCGGAACCCGGACAAGUACGGCCCGAACGCGAACAACAACCAGAAGAAGUGCUCCCAAUUGGCCUCGGACUUCUUCAAAGACAGCGUCAAGCGGGCGCGUGAGCGGAAUCAGAGGCAAAGCGAGAUGGAGCAGAAGCUGGCCGAGACCACCGACCCUCGCCGCCGGGAAUCGAUCUGGGCUACGGGCGGCCGUAGGGAGGGCUCGUACCUGCGUUUCCUGCGGACGAAGGACAAGCCGGAGAACUACAACACCAUCAAGAUCAUCGGCAAAGGCGCCUUCGGCGAGGUCAAGCUCGUGCAGAAGAAGACGGACGGCAAGGUCUACGCCAUGAAGUCGCUGAUCAAGACGGAGAUGUUCAAGAAGGACCAGCUGGCCCACGUCCGCGCCGAGCGCGAUAUCCUCGCCGAGUCCGACAGCCCUUGGGUGGUCAAACUGUACACAACCUUCCAGGAUGCGAACUUCCUGUACAUGCUGAUGGAGUUCUUGCCCGGCGGAGAUCUCAUGACAAUGUUGAUCAAGUAUGAGAUUUUCUCGGAGGAUAUCACCCGGUUUUAUAUCGCCGAGAUCGUCUUGGCUAUCGAGGCAGUCCAUAAGUUGGGCUUCAUCCACAGAGAUAUCAAACCGGACAACAUCCUCCUCGACCGCGGCGGCCACGUGAAGCUGACGGAUUUCGGCCUGUCCACCGGCUUCCACAAGCUGCACGAUAACAAUUACUAUCAGCAGCUCCUCCAGGGCAAGUCGAGCAGGCCGCGCGACAACCGGAACUCGAUUGCUAUCGACCAGAUCAACCUGACGGUCAGCAACCGGUCGCAGAUCAACGACUGGAGACGCUCGAGAAGGUUGAUGGCCUACUCGACGGUCGGCACGCCCGACUAUAUCGCGCCCGAGAUCUUCACCGGCCACGGGUACUCGUUCGACUGCGAUUGGUGGUCGCUGGGCACCAUCAUGUUCGAGUGUUUGGUCGGCUGGCCACCAUUCUGCGCCGAAGACAGCCACGACACGUACCGCAAGAUCGUGAACUGGCGGCAGUCGCUCUACUUCCCCGACGAUAUCCAGCUCGGCGUGGAGGCAGAGAACCUGAUCCGAAGCCUCAUCUGCAACUCGGAGAACCGCCUCGGCCGCGGCGGCGCGCACGAGAUCAAGAACCACGCCUUCUUCCGCGGCGUCGAGUUUGACAGCCUGCGGCGCAUCCGCGCGCCGUUCGAGCCGCGUCUGACCUCCAACAUCGACACGACCUACUUCCCCACCGACGAGAUCGACCAGACGGACAACGCCACGUUGCUGCGCGCCGCCCAGGCCCGCAACGGCAACCAGCAGCAGGAGGAGAGCCCCGAGAUGAGCCUGCCGUUCAUUGGGUACACGUUCAAGCGGUUCGACAACAACUUCCGGUGAUUCGGCUGAGCGGGAGGGCAUUGAGCGUGUGUUUCUUGGCUGGGGUUGUCGGGAUCGUUGGUUGUUGCGCAUGGAGGACGCGAGGUGCUGGGCUGCCUCGCUUGGCUGGGCUUUGAUC